AGAACUGAAAAAAAAUAUAUUGGCAUUUUCCAGUCAGUUUCAAUCGCUGGAAGGCACAAGAGCCAAAAGAUGCAGAAAGCUGAGUCUAGGGUUGACAAGGGAUCCUGAUGAUCAUGGAUUCUCCUGCUGCUACGAAGAAAACCCCCAUUUCCGUCGCCACUGCCGAUGCUGCUGCUUCUUCUGAAUCUCCUCCUGUUCAAGAGUCCCCUUUUUUCAGCUUUGUAAACAAUUUAUCUCCAAUAAAGUCUGUCAAGGCUUCUCGUGUGGCUCAAGAUUUCCUAGGACUAAAUUCUCCCCCUGUUGUCUUCACGUCACCACGUAUUAAUCCCCAUCGUGGAUCCAAGUUCUUGGAGGAGAGGCCUCAAUGCUCUCAAUCAGCCGCUGUAGAAAUUUCUCAAAGUGUCAAUGGGGGCAAGAGCCUUGCUGAUAAUCCUGUUGAUUCUGACAAAUCCACUUUUUUAUCGCUGGGAUUUAUAACUGAUAGCAAGAGAAAUUAUUCAAAUACUCAACACUGCGGCUCUUCACUGUGUGUAGAAUCUGUAGAUGAAUAUUUAGCUGAUCCUUCAGAUAUUGAUCAUACGCCUUCGGGGCAUUCAGUCAACCCCGACGUGAAACAAUCCAAUGAGAAUGUUGGAUCAUCACUAAAUGACUUAACUCACUCAAAGAAAGCCCAAUCAAAAGUUGAUGACAAAAAUGGUCCUGGUGACCAGAUGAACGAACCUUUGAUCUUGUUAGAGGAGUCUGAAGCCUCCUAUCAAGAAAAGCCAGGACUAGUUGAUGAAGCAAGGAAAGUAGAAGGGGAGAAAGCCGUUGAAUGGCCUUCUCAAGAAUGCGCAAAGUUAGAAUCUAUUUUGUCUUCUGACCAUGUUUUUGAGAAGCAACGUUCUGAUGAUUCAAUUGUCCAGGAUUGGGUGAUUGUACAAUCUCAGUCAAGAGCAUUCCUUUGCUGGAUUUCAUCAUGUUGUCAUCACCAAAAGCACCGAGGCCUGCGUAGACGGUGCCUUCAGUUUGAGGAGGUUGCGUCAAGUGUUUUUGGAAAUUCGAACAGCUCCCCGCUUCAAGCCCAUGUUCCCGAAGAUUUAAUACCAUCAGCGAACUCCUCAGAUUCAAAAGCUCUAGAAGCUUCUGAUGUUGCACUAAAUGACACUUCUGGUGAAACGAGAAUGGCCAAGCAGCCCAAACCUAUCACUGCUACCACAUUUUCUGCGCGGCGUAGUGGAAGAUUGCCUGUGAAAGGUUCCAAGCCAUCAGGUAUCGGGUUACACUUAAAUAGCAUUGUAAAUGCUAUGCCCCAUGGCCGCGACGCGUUUACAGGUAUGAGACUAGCAGAGGGUUGUACAGGUUUACAAGACGGGAAGUCUGUAAAUUUACUUAGCUGUCGCGAUGCUGAGGACUUUAAGAGGGGCUUACCUUCAUCAAACAUGGACGAGCAACCAUCAGUUGGCAGUGAAUGUGAGAGGUACGAAACGAAUGCUUCAAUAACUGCGGAUUCUCUCCCCUCUGAGUUUCCGAGCUCUACAGAACCUGCAAAUUUGUCAGCACACGUUGAGCAUCCAGCAAGUGUCCAAGAUGAGAGAAAAUUAAGCUCUGUUGGUGAUGGAAAAUUUGAGGAUUCCAAUCAAACAAGCCCCAAAAAGAAAAAGAAGAGAACAUCAAACCCCACUGAUGACGACGGUUGUAAAAGGUGCAACUGUAAGAAGAGUAAAUGUUUAAAACUUUACUGUGAUUGUUUUGCAGCGGGAUUAUUUUGUGCUGAGUCUUGUGCUUGUCAAGACUGCUUUAAUAGACCAGAACAUGGAAGUUUGGUUCUUGAGACAAGGCAGCAAAUAGAAACCCGUAACCCACUUGCAUUUGCCCCCAAGAUUGUGCAGCAUGUUACUGAUAUCCCUUCAAAUAAUAUGGAUGAUGCCAAUAUAACGACACCAUCAUCGGCAAGACAUAAACGAGGCUGCAACUGCAAAAAGUCAAUGUGUCUGAAAAAAUAUUGCGAAUGUUAUCAGGCUAAUGUCGGAUGCUCCAGUGGAUGUCGAUGCGAGGGAUGUAAGAAUGUCUACGGCAGGAAAGAAGAUUACGUUGCCGUUGAACAUGCUUUGAGUGAAGAAAGGAGAAACAGAGCAGAAGAAGGAUUAAAUAGCAAUAGCACUGUUCACAGUAAGCUGGAAACGGAGGCAAAGAAGACGGAUUUGUUACAUGGAGAGUUAUAUGAUCUGCACUGCCUUUCUCCUCUAACACCGUCUUUGCAACACUCAGACCAAGGAAAGCAAGCUGCAAAUUUAAGAGCUCCUUCUGGGGAAUAUCUUCCGGCCACAGAGAUGAUAAGAAAUGCCUCUUAUGAUCGGCAACAAGAUAGCAACAACAUGGAAACAACGGAUCAGUCAUCGCCAAGAUGUAAUUCAGUUGCCAAAGGAGGCCAGCUCAUUAUUUCUAAUUCUCAGUCAAUAUCUGGUGCUUCAUUCUCAACUAAAACAAGGGAUCAGACGCAUAUUCCCCUUGUUCUAUCCGGCGGUUCCCUUCGGUGGCGUAGUUCACCAAUCACCCCAAUGACUAAAUUAGGCGAAACUAAAUCUCUGCAAUGUCUUGAAUCGGAUAGCAGACUUUAUGAUAUUCUAGAAGAUGAAACUCCUGAGUUGUUGAAGGAAGCUUCUACUCCGAUUAAGUCGGUGAAAACAAGUUCCCCUAAGCAGAAACGAGUUUCUCCUCCGCACAGUCAUCUACGUGAACUUGGUUCAAGCUCUUCAGGAGGCUUAAGAACUGGCAGGAAAUUUAUAUUGAAAGCUGUACCUUCUUUCCCACCGCUGACCCCAUGCAUUGCUUCGAAAGCCAAUGAUCAUGAGAAGUCAGAGAACAGCAGGCAAGUGACCGACGAUCCCAAAACCUGAAAGGAUCUCUCAACAUGUGUUGGUUUGGGGUUAUCAUCCGACCCAAAACAGAAAGGGAUAUAAAAAAAAAAUUGUAAAAAUAAUGAUUGAUUCGAGAGUACUUUUCCUGAGAGCGGAAGUGCAGACCCUGGCUUAUGUAAUGUCGUAGAUUGUCUUGCCACCGUCGGGUGGGGGCAUGUUAGCAAGUUACUUGUGUAAUUAGACAGACCUGUAAGCGUUGCAUAAACUGCUAUAUGCAUGUAUUAUUUGAAUUGAAGUCGCUCCAACCAAAAUUGAGUCGAUGAGGAUGAAGGGUCGGUCCAGAGCUUCCGAUAAGGGCAUGUAGUUAGUAAUGAGCGUAAAUAUCACUUAAUUGUCAUUUUAUUUCUAAAUUUUGAUGCUGAACAAUUUAUUGUGUAAAUAGAACUUGACCAGAUGAAUGAUUUAUCGUCAAAAUAGGUUCCUCUAGGUAACUUGUUUGGUGGAACCAGACCCAAAUCAAUGACCUGUUCUAUAUUGACAGGCGAUAGGUUUCGCUUGGAAUUUCUUCUUUUUAUUCCUCCUUUUUGCUUACUUAAAACAGAUGCUUCAAUUCUUUCUUUUUGAUUUUCGCUUUUUUGCCGUGAAAGCUCCUGUGUUUCCUCAACUCAUUAAUCAUGGCUGAAUCCUAAACCCUUAUGGAAGACUCGGUGAGGCACGGGAAAUUUGGCUGUUUUAUCUAGGUUCAAUUUCAGUUUCUGAUCGCAAUUUAAUGUUCUGCCCUACGCAUCACACAGCCUGCGAUGAAGCACGUUUUUGUGAUGAAUUAAGAUGUCUUACGCAAUACACGAAAUUCGAAAUGAGCUGUAAUACAAUAUCAUAAACUAGUGAAAGUAUGAUUUCCUGCACUUUUUAUAUUUUAUAUUAAUGUAUAAUUUGCACAUAUAUACAUAUAUAUAUUUGGUUAUGAUUAAGCACGUGGUUACAAGAUAAGCCCAGAGAC
Messenger RNA from Neltuma alba, 3840 nucleotides. RefSeq names its product CRC domain-containing protein TSO1. Gene Ontology annotation, molecular function: DNA-binding transcription factor activity. Bases 108 to 2879 code for a protein of 923 amino acids. The record is from RefSeq and is a predicted model, not a curated record. The transcript has 11 exons. NCBI's taxonomy places the organism in Eukaryota, Viridiplantae, Streptophyta, Magnoliopsida, Fabales, Fabaceae.